Messenger RNA from Daphnia pulex (common water flea), 2819 nucleotides. Its product is annotated as protein Wnt-4-like. The record is from RefSeq and is a predicted model, not a curated record. Lineage: Eukaryota; Metazoa; Arthropoda; Branchiopoda; Diplostraca; Daphniidae. Gene Ontology annotation, biological process: neuron differentiation; cell fate commitment; canonical Wnt signaling pathway. Gene Ontology annotation, molecular function: frizzled binding; cytokine activity. The coding region runs from base 478 to 1812 and encodes 444 amino acids. The transcript has 8 exons. Gene Ontology annotation, cellular component: extracellular region.
CUCUUUCUUUCCCAUUCAGUCGUUGCGUGCUAUCCGAGACUUGAAGGUGCGCGUGUGAGUGUCGUGUACACGUGUGUGGUUAAUUUGCUGUGUAUUUGUUGUGUGUACUCUUAACACCGCCCGUUUGAGUUUUUAUUUUUCCAGGUUAUUUGAUUUGGGUUUUUCUUUCCCGUCUUCUCCGUUGUUGUUGUUGAAGAAGGUCUGCUGUGCUGUUUGGUUAAUAGAACUCGGUUCCGCGUGCCGUGCACUUUAUUUUCUCCAGUUAUACCAUUGGAGUCGGCAUAUCAAAACUUUGGGGACAAGGGGGGAAAGGUAAAAAGAAAAAAAAAGCGGAGAUUACCUGGCCAAUUGCUUCCGGUGCCGGAUUAUAUCGUGAGGGGCGGUGUGUGUUUGUGCUAUUGCGUGUUUCGGCUUUUUUUCUCUCUCUCUCUCUCGUAAUAAAGGACGGACAACACAAACAGCAGUUUGAAAUCUAAGAUGAAGCGAAUGGAGUGGUUCAACUUGGUCGUCGUCGUCGUGGCUGUCUCAACUUUGGCUAUUCAAUCCGCUUCGGCUAUACAGUGGCUGGCUUUGUCGCGGUCGAGCGCGGUAGCCUCGGCGGCGAUCGGGACGCCAUCCAUCUGCGACCAGCUGGCCGAGACGCUGGAUACGAAGCAAGUGCAGUUCUGCAAGAAGCACCCGGGUUUCAUGAUGAGCGUCCAGACGGGCGCCAGCCGGGCCAUCGACGAAUGCAAGUUCCAGUUUCGCACCAGACGCUGGAAUUGCUCCACCUUGGACGAGACGGCCGGAGCGGCGACCAGCGGCCGACAGCUGCCCACCAUCGUCCCUCUGGCCGGCAUGCCGCCGCCGCCUCAAGCCUCUCCUUCCACCAACAAUAAAAGGAAAACCGCCAAAGUGAGCCGUGAUCUCUACUCCAACGUGACGCGAAGCGACGGCCCGUACAAAGCCAAACCUCCCAAGCCCCGGAAAACUCCGUCGUCGCCCUUCGGACCUAACCCCGUUGUUCCCGGAGGCACUCGGGAGGCGGCCUUCGUGCACGCCAUUUCGGCCGCCGGCGUGGCGCACGCUCUGACGCGGGCCUGCUCGGCCGGUGAGCUGGACGACUGCGGCUGCGACCGGACGGUGCGCGGAGCUUCGCCCGAAGGAUUCCAGUGGGCCGGCUGCUCGGACAACGUCCACUUUGGCACCAGCUUCUCGCGGACGUUUGUCGACGCCCGCGAGCACCGAUUCUCCAAGCGCAAACCCAAAGCCAAUCUCAACGGGACGGCGGCCGCCCAGCAGCAAAUGCAAAUCUGGCGGGCCCUCAUGAACCUGCACAACAACGAAGCCGGACGCAAGAUCAUCGAGAAAAGCAUGAGGAUUGAAUGCAAAUGCCACGGCGUGUCAGGUUCGUGUGAGCUGAGGACCUGCUGGAAAGCCAUGCCGUCCUUCCGCGAGAUCGGCGAGCAGUUGAAGGAGAAAUUUGAUAGCGCCACGGAGGUGGAGCCGCGGACGUCGCAUUCCGGCUCGCGACGCCACCUGGUGCCGCGCAGUCCAACUUACAAGCCGCACACGGACGCCGAUUUGGUCUACCUGGAUCGCUCGCCAGAUUACUGCGAGUACGACUCCAAAACGGGAUCGCUCGGCACCCACGGACGCCCUUGCAAUAAAACGUCGAAAGCUAUCGACGGAUGUGACCUGCUCUGCUGCAAUCGAGGCUACAAGAGCCACCGGGAAAGGAGGGCCGAGCGGUGCAUGUGCAAAUUCCACUGGUGCUGCUCUGUCCACUGCAAAACGUGUCUGCGCGAAGUUGAAGUGCACACCUGCAUGUGACACGAUUAAACGACAUGAGCAACUGCACCCCCCAAAAAAACAAAAAAAAAACGUUUCAAACAAUUUUUAAUUGUUUCGAGACUUUUUCAAGUUGUAUCCCGCGUCUCUUUUUUUUCCCUUUCAACCACACAAAAGAUAACCAUUUCGCUGUAACACAUUCAUCUUUAACUUCGAUCAUCGUCAUUUAUUCUUUUUUGAAAUCAUUCAUGCAUUCUAAUAUCCGUCAAUUAUUAUUAUUAUUACUAUAAUUAUUAUUUCUCCCCUUUUUAUUAUUAUUAUUAUUAUUAUUUUUUCUUCAUUCUUUAAAUCUCAGUAUUAUAUAAUAUCGACGAACAACCGCAGCGACCGACACGCCAGUUUAUAUUUGUCCCGGAGAAAUUGUUGUUGUUGUUUUUGGAUUCAUUAUUCAACCUCAUCCCGUCACGAAAAAACCCACAUGUAUGUUUUUUUUAUCUGUGUGUGUGUGUGUGUGUAUGUGUGUGUGUGCGUGCAUGUGACUAAUGUAAAUAAAUCUGCCAUUUUUUUUUAAUAUAAAAAAAAUUAACAGGAGAAUGCAGAUUGUCAUCUUAUUCGAAAUAAUUUGCAAAUCUUCAAGUAAAAAAAAAAAAUCUAAAAAAAUUUCAAAAUAAAAUAAUAAAUAAAAAAAAAACAGUAAAGGCAACAAAUGUUAACCUGUAUAGGAUGUUUGUUCCCCUUGCUCGGUGUCGAAGCGGUUUCUCCAGUUCAACCUGCCAUUAUUAUUAUCUAUUCCUUUCUGCUAGCUUUUUUCCUUUUUUUUUUCUCUUUUUUUUUUUCCUUUUUCUGAAAUGUGAAUUCCGUUUUGACGCAUUUCUUUUGACUGUUGCCCUCCUCUCUCUUUUCUCCCCUCGAUAUUUCUUGAACCCACAGAAGAAAUUCAUAUUAUAUUCCCUACAUGCCGCCCACCCGCCGUCCCUCCCGCCUCUUUCAGUGUCUACGUUAUUUGUGUGUAUAAAUGCAAUAAAUAACACCUGUAUUUUGUUCCGAGA